GGCGGAGGGCCCACGCGGGCUCAGCUUUCCGGGUCGACAGUGGUGACUGUAGCCCAGCCUGCCGGGGAGCCGUUGGUUUUCCGAGUCGCUGUCUUCCAGGCUCCGUCAGUGGUCGGCAUGGCACAUGGGAAAAGAGCAUGACUUUGACUUUGUAGGUAGAAAUCGACGAGAACUUGCCCACCAGAAAAAUAUGAAGAAACCCCAGGAAAUUAGCAAGGGAAAAAGAAAAGAGGAUAGCUUGACUACCUCUCAGAGAAAGCAGAGGGACUCUGAGAUCAUGCAACAAAAGCAGAAGGCAGCUAAGGAGAAGUCUAUGCAGACCGGAGAAAAAUGAUGACUGGCUAUCUGGAAAGCCUGGGUGCUACUGCCGACUGGGUGCAUCAUAAGCUCUAAGGUCAAGACUUUGUAGAGUAGACCGUCAUUAAAUAUGUUUUAUCUUAUCCUUUAAAAACUAUUUUGAACUUCACCUUUCAGUUUGACUUAGUGCAGUGUUUUAGAAGCAGUCCUCAAAGAAUACAACACUACAUGCAUGUGGCGUAUUGGUGAACAUGAUUUUUAUUAGUUAACAUUUAUAUAUAAUUUAUUAGGUAAUAUGGUCAAAUAAUAGGAUCUCUCAUAUAAUAACGAUUCUUUGUCAUCAAAAAAAAAU
This is a messenger RNA of Callithrix jacchus (white-tufted-ear marmoset), 649 nucleotides long. Lineage: Eukaryota; Metazoa; Chordata; Mammalia; Primates; Cebidae. The record is from RefSeq and is a predicted model, not a curated record.